AUGAACUUCCUCGAGGGGCUAGAUUUGAACAACACAAUUCCCAAGCGAGAGUCGUUGCAGCACGGAGCCAAGUAUUACGGUCUACACAUGGUCCCGCAAGCUGUCAACAAGAGAAUUUACACCACAGUCCAAAAAUACCUCAACAAGCCUCUGAGAUACUCCAGUGGCCUCGAGGCCUGGGAAACAAACGUAUCGAUUUCAAGCGCACAAGCGCAUGGGUAUCUCGAGGAGUGGGCCGUCCUGACCGAACAGACCACCAGCGAGAUAUUCGAUUCAAUGAAUGAAUGCCUCUUCACGUGGAGCAAGCUCUGGCCAAAGUUGGCUGAAACUUUCAGAUGCCGUGGACCGGCGAAGACACCAGAGGUUCAGAAGGCGUGGGUGAAUAUUGCUGAGAAGCAUGGAUUGCCGGAGAAGAAGUUGCGGGAUAUUGACCGCGUCUUUGGUUUCGCCGACCUUCUCUUGGCGUUGACCACGUCCAAGGCCAAGAAAAUGGGGUAUUUCGGGUUUGUUGACAAAACCGAAUCAAUCUUGCGCAUUGUGGAGGAGUGUGUGGAACUAGGGAUGAUCCCACCUCUCUGA
Messenger RNA from Penicillium canescens, 579 nucleotides. RefSeq lists its product as uncharacterized. The record is from RefSeq and is a predicted model, not a curated record. The transcript has 4 exons. Lineage: Eukaryota; Fungi; Ascomycota; Eurotiomycetes; Eurotiales; Aspergillaceae. Bases 1 to 579 code for a protein of 192 amino acids.